AUGGGAAUGGAUGUUUUCCCUUCGUCUGCACACUACGCCUAUCUGCGAGUCAGGUGUAAGGAACAGAACUUUUCAACACCUGCCCCUGGGGCUUACGGCUUGGCGCAACCUUUUCAAAUCCAGUCAGUGGACCUGAAUCGGCUUGCCCCUCCGCAGUCAAGUCACCUCGGGACGCCUUCGCGCCAACAAAUGAUGUGUGCAGAAGUCCCAGAGACCGUGCGGCCAGCUGGAUCCUCCUGCUGUGCCUGGUGGAACAAGCAUGUCGAGCAUGGGACUGACAGGGGACUUUCCUCGAAGCUCCUACAUCGCACGCUUGGGACCCUGGAUGGACUGUCCCACUUUCCCGAAUCCUCCAGUCCACCAGUCCGAUUUCUUGUCACCUUCUGA
Histoplasma capsulatum G186AR is the source of this 387-nucleotide messenger RNA. RefSeq lists its product as uncharacterized. Bases 1 to 387 code for a protein of 128 amino acids. The transcript is spliced from 2 exons. Lineage: Eukaryota; Fungi; Ascomycota; Eurotiomycetes; Onygenales; Ajellomycetaceae. The record is from RefSeq and is a predicted model, not a curated record.